AUGUUGUCAUUUGACGAGAUGACCAAGAAAAUGUGGGUUUUUUUUUAUUUUUGAAAAAAAAUCAAUCAAAAAUUUUUCAGAGACCUUCUAGAAUCCGAAUUUUUCAAAAUAUGUUUGGUUAUUCCUAUUUUAAUCAUCACAAUUCUAUUGCUCAUAUUAAUCGUAAGUUUUCCAGAAAUUUUUUUGUUCCAAAAAAAAACUAGUCCCUCGGGGAUUCCCCAAACUUUUUCGCUAAAACAAGACAUUUUCGGGACACGAAUAUUUUCUUUUUUGCCAUUGCAGCUAUCGACUUUUCCUUUUUUUUCGUAUUUUUUCGCCCCAGCCAUCCUCUUCAAUUAGCACCAUUUUCUCAUUAUUUCUUCCUCUUCUCAUCCUUUUUUUGUUUUGUUUUUUAUGCCCUUUUUGUUUCAAAAUUGGAUUUUUUUUCGGGGGGAGAAAUAGUGCAGAAAUUGGAGAGACGCAGAGAAAAAUAAGCAGCGCCCACUUUCGAGAAAAUAAGCAGCGCCUAUGUAUUAUUUGGAGAGAGCGCAGAGAAAAAUAAGCAGCGCCCUCUUUUUGAAAAAAUAAGCAGCGCCUAUGUAUAAUUUGAAGAGGGUGCAGAGAAAAAUAAGCAGCGCCCAAACAAGCUCCGCCCACUAAAAAAAAUAAGCAGCGCCUAUGUAUAAAUUUGAGAGAGCGCAGAGAAAAAUAAGCAGCGCCCACUUUUCAUUGAAAAUAAGCAGCGCCUAUGUAUAAUUGUAAGAGAGCGCAGAGAAAAAUACACCAUUUUGUAGGAAACUUCAAGCUCUAUUAAAAUAAUUCUAGAUUUUACCCUGAACCCUAUGAAAAUCACCCAAAAUCCCCCCAAAACAAAAAAUUUUGCAGCUUUUCCGAAUCAUGUUUUGUUGCACACGAUCGCAACGAAAAAGAGCCGUCGAAAAAUUGGGAUCUCUUCGAAAAGUAGGUUAAACUUCUCGCGAGAUUCAAAUUUUUCAAAAUAAAAAAAAUUUCCAGCACGAUUCCGGUCCGAUGUUUGCCAGACUGGAAGAAUUCGACAUUCUAACCCCUCUUCAACCACUAACCCCCGAUUCUACAGUAAUCCUAAAGAACUACGGUAGCGCCUCCUCGUCUUCAGUAUCCCCCUUGUUCUCUGUUCAUUCUUCCUCGUCGUCUGACUCUCCACCACCGCCACGUAGAUCAAAUAAUGGAAAAACGUUGAUUGUGCCUUUAAAUGCAUCGAGAUGUGAGUUGGGAACGACUACAGUACUCCCAAACUAUAGUACUCAUUUUGUAGAUCGAAAUCCAAUGGUCAUGACACCAUCGGGUUUGGACAGUAGGCUGACUUCCUUGGAUGGUGCCACUACAACCAAAUCCUGUGCCACAAUUCCGGAAGACGAUGAGGAUGAGACUGAAGACCUUUUAUCGAUCGAUAGGGUACGGUAGAUUUUGGCAACAAAGAAAAAUAAGCAGCGCCUAUGUAUUAUUGUGAGAGAGUGCAGAGAAAAAUAAGCAGCGCCCACUUUCUCAUUGAAAAUAAGCAGCGCCUAUGUAUUAUUGUGAGAGAGUGCAGAGAAAAAUAAGCAGCGCCCAUUUUCUCAUUGAAAAUAAAUAAGCUCCGCCCACUUCUGAAAAAUAAGCAGCGCCUAUUUAUUAUUCUGAGAGAGUGCAGAGAAAAAUAAGCAGCGCCCACUUUCUCAUUGAAAAUAAGCAGCGCCUAUGUAUUAUUUUGAGAGAGUGCAGAGAAAAAUAAGCAGCGCCCACUUUCUCAUUGAAAAUAAGCAGCGCCUAUGUAUUAUUGUGAGAGAGUGCAGAGAAAAAUAAGCAGCGCCCAUUUUCUCAUUGAAAAUAAAUAAGCUCCGCCCACUUCUGAAAAAUAAGCAGCGCCUAUUUAUUAUUCUGAGAGAGUGCAGAGAAAAAUAAGCAGCGCCCACUUUCUCAUUGAAAAUAAGCAGCGCCUAUGUAUUAUUUUGAGAGAGCGCAGAGAAAAAUAAGCAGCGCCCACUUUUUGCAUUGAAAAAUAAAUAAGCAGCGCCCAAAUAAGCUCCGCCCACUUUUGAAAAAUUAGCAGCGCCCAUGUAUUAUUUGAAGAGAGUGCAGAGAAAAAUACAUUUUUUACAGACCAGCGUCUCAUUUUACGAGCCCGGCAAUCGAUUGUACUCGGGUUACAAUUUAUGCCUCCCACAACCAGCUCCAGAAUUUCAGGUAAGGUUUUUCAUCUGUCUGAAAUUUUCAGAUUUCCAGAUUUUUUUUUAUUUUUGAAAACAAAAUUAAAAUAAAUUCAAAUUUUUAGUCAACUUCUUCCGGAUUUUCACCAAUGGUAACUCGCUUUUUUCAAGCUUCUAACCUUAUUUUUGCUAAUUUUCACCUCAAUUUUCUGAAUUUCCCAGAAAAAAUAAUUUUUCCAGCUUCCCGCUCCCACUUAUUCUCCACCAUCGUUGCCUUCAGAAUCACCAGCCACCAAGCCAGAGUAUGAAAAAAAAUAAAUUUGAAAAUGUUUUUUUGAAAAUUUAAUUUCAGGUCUCCAAAUUCGUCCUCGUCACAAUCGCUCACGGACAGUUUUUAUAUGAAUAAUUUUGAUGGAAUUUCUUCAAGUAAUUUAUUUCUUUAAUUGUGAGAAAAAAUUUGAAAAAAAUCUGAAAUUUUCAGAUUUUUCGGGUUCCCAGCUUUUCGACGAAGAAUCGUCUGAAAUCGCCAUCAAAUUUCAACUUCAUCGAAUUGAGGAAGAAUCAGAGGUUUCGGAAACCUGCGAAUUUGUGCCUAGAAGUAUUUCACAGCAAUUUGAUAUGAUGAGACAGCAAUCGGAAAAUAAUGUUUGA
This is a messenger RNA of Caenorhabditis angaria, 2795 nucleotides long. The record is from the annotation of a GenBank genome assembly. Lineage: Eukaryota; Metazoa; Nematoda; Chromadorea; Rhabditida; Rhabditidae.